AAACACAUGACCAGUUUUCUUUAAUUCCAAUAAUAUUAUUAAAAUUAUAAAAAACAAUAUUGAAGUCUCAGGUCUAACAGAGAUAAGGCAUAGAGGUUCCUAUGAAAUCAAAACUUGCGCUUUCCGGUUCACGGUGACUUUAAAUAACUAGAGCGCGCGUUGGCUGCUGGAUCGUCCGUCAACGGCGCCGCCAUAUUAGUGGUGGCAACUUUACUCUCAUAGCAACUGUAGGUAAAAUGCCUACGUCGUGUGCAGUCUGGGGGUGCACAAACCGUCACACACAUCAAAGUCUCUGGGAAUUUCACAGCAUCUGUCUUUGAUGGCCCACUUGUGUGUUGAGGUAGAAUGGGACAGAACACAUCGGGCCCAGAGUCCCCAGAACCUCCAGAGCAGGACAGUUUUGGAAACAUCAAGAGUUUAGUGGAGGAUCAGCUGCAGACGAGCAUGGUGGUGGGAAUAGUGAUCGGCGCUGGGUUCGCCAUCGUUCUCAUCGCGGCACUCAUAUUCUUUGUCCUGCGCAGGAUGCAUCUCCGCAAACUCGAGGCUCAGGAAGCCCCGAAGUAUCGCUUUCGUAAAAGGGACAAGGUCUUGUUUUACGGGAGGAAGAUUAUGAGGAAAGUUUCUCAGUCCACUUCUUCACUGGUUGGCUCCGCCUCCUCAUCCAGGCCACGCCUCAAAAAGAAACAAAAGAUGCUGAACAUCGCCAAAAAGAUCUUGCGCUUUAAAAAAGAAGUGCCAACUCUACAGAUGAAAGAACCUCCUCCCUCCGUUCUGGAGGCGGAUCUCACAGAGUUUGAUGUGGCCAAUUCUCAUCUGCCAUCAGAGGUGCUUUAUAUGCUUAAAAACGUCCGCGUGUUGGGUCACUUUGAGAAGCCCUUGUUUCUGGAGCUCUGUAAGCACAUGGUGUUUCUGCAGUUCCAGCAAGGUGAAUAUGUCUUCAGACCCGGACAGCCUGAUAGCAGCAUAUACGUGGUACAGGACGGCAAGCUGGAGCUGUGUCUUACUGGACAGGAUGGGAAAGAUGGAGUGGUUAAAGAGGUUUAUCCAGGAGACAGCGUUCACAGUCUAUUGAGCAUCCUUGAUGUCAUCACAGGUCACCAGAGACCAUACAAAACCGUCUCGGCUAGAGCAGCGGAGGUGUCCACGGUCCUUAGAUUGCCUGUCGAGGCAUUUCUGUCCAUCUUUGAGAAAUACCCAGAGAGCCUUGUGCGAGUGGUGCAGAUCAUCAUGGUACGUCUUCAGAGAGUAACUGUUCUGGCCCUUCACAACUAUCUGGGACUGACCAAUGAACUGUUUAGCCAUGAAAUGCAGCUUCGUCCCUCUCCUGUCUCUCCACAUCCGAUACGCACCAGCCCCGUACGACACAGCAAACGUUUCGGCAGCCUCACCGUUCCCGACAAACAUCGUGACGCAGCUCUCCAAAGCGUUACUGCUGGGGAUCAUGGGAAGGAAGGCGGCACAAUCCCGACCCUCAGCAGGACCAUAUCCAUGCCUGUGGACAUUGCAGGCAUGCAGAAAAGCCUGCGGUCGGAUUUUGACAUGGCUUACGAGAGAGGACGUAUCUCUGUGUCUGCUGAAGACGGAGCACCUGCAUUAACACGGGAACAGCGUGAGAGGAAGGUCACAGUGGAUGAGAUUCCGUCUGGUGUAUAUCUGUAUCCCGAGGAGGAGUCAGGAAUGGAGAACCUUUACGGCCCAUGUCCAGGACGACCAAAUGCUACACUAUUUGAGGAGGCCCAGAACGAGAUCCUCAAACUCAUGAAGAUUGAAGACCCGCAGCUGUUAAACGGAAGGGUGACGUUUCAUCACGCCAAAGCUGGAUCUGUGUUAGCCAGACAGGGCGAUCAGGACGUAAGUCUGCAUUUUGUCCUCUCCGGCUGCCUUCACGUAUAUCAAAAGAUGAUUGACAAGCAGGAGGCAGUAUGUCUGUUUGUGACCCAGUCGGGAGAGAUGGUGGGUCAGCUGGCCGUCCUCACGGGAGAGCCGCUCAUCUUCACCAUCAAAGCCGAAAGAGACUGCACGUAUCUUAAGAUUUCCAAAUCUGACUUCUACGAGAUCAUGCGUGAGCAGCCAAGCGUAGUUCUCAGCGCGGCCCACACCGUGGCUAUCCGCAUGUCUGCAUUUGUACGGCAGAUGGAUUUCGCCAUUGACUGGAUGGCUGUUGAGGCGGGUCGGGCCCUGUACCGGCAGGGCGAUCAGUCCGACUGCACUUAUAUCGUUCUGAACGGACGACUGCGUUCCGUCAUCCGGAAAGCGAAUGGGAAGAAGGAGCUAGUUGGGGAGUAUGGUCGAGGAGAUCUCAUUGGAGUGGUGGAAGCUUUGACGCGGCAGCCUCGUGCCACUACAGUUCAUGCGGUCAGAGACACCGAGCUGGUAAAGCUUCCAGAAGGAACACUUAACAAUAUCAAGAGAAGGUACCCACAGGUGGUCACGCGUUUGAUCCACCUGCUGGGCCAGAAGAUUCUGGGGAACCUUCAGCAGGCCCGUGGACCUUUCUCGGGCUCCGCCCUGGGUCUACCCACCGUGGCAUCUAGUCCAGAUGUCACCAACCCAGCCAGUAAUCUCUCCACUGUAGCCGUACUUCCUGUUUGUGACGAUGUGCCAGUCAGUGCCUUCAACUUGGAGCUUAGCCACGCCCUUAGUGCCAUAGGACCAACCCUGCUGUUAACCAGUGAUAUCAUCAGAGAGCGAUUAGGUGCUUCUGCAUUGGACAGUAUUCAUGAGUACAGGUUAUCAGGUUGGUUGGCCCAGCAGGAGGACAUUAAUCGUAUAGUCCUGUAUCAGACAGACAGUGGGAUGACCCCAUGGACCCAGCGCUGUAUUAGACAAGCCGACUGCAUCCUUAUUGUGGGGCUUGGAGACCAGGAGCCUGCACUUGGAGAGUUGGAGCAGAUGUUGGAAAACACAGCUGUGCGGGCACUGAAGCAGUUGAUUUUGUUGCAUCGUGAGGACGGCCCAGGCCCUUCCCGAACCGUGGAAUGGCUGAACAUGCGAAGCUGGUGCUCCGGACACCUUCACCUGAGGUGCCCUCGCAGAGUUUUCUCACGAAGAGGCCCCUCUAAACUGAGAGAGGUGUAUGAAAAGGUUUUUGAGAAGACCGCGGACAGACACAGCGAUUUCUCACGGCUAGCCAGGGUGCUCACGGGGAACAGCAUUGCUCUCGUGUUGGGGGGAGGCGGAGCCAGGGGCUGUUCUCAUGUUGGUGUCAUCAAAGCCAUGGAAGAUACAGGGAUUCCCAUUGACAUAGUAGGAGGAACAUCCAUUGGCUCAUUCAUUGGUGCUUUGUACGCCGAAGAGAGGAGUGCUGUUCGGGUCAAGCAAAGGGCGAGAGAGUGGUCCAAGGCCAUGAACUCUGUAUUCAAAACGGUUCUUGAUCUGACUUAUCCAAUCACGUCCAUGUUCUCCGGCUCCGCCUUCAACACCAGCAUCUCCAAAGUGUUUGAGGAGAAACAAAUUGAGGACUUGUGGCUUCCGUACUUCAACGUGACCACAGAUAUCACAGCGUCUUCUAUGCGGGUUCAUAAAGAUGGCUCUCUGUGGCGUUAUGUCAGGGCGAGCAUGACCCUUUCCGGGUAUCUGCCACCCCUCUGCGACCCCAAAGAUGGAAAUCUGCUCAUGGACGGAGGAUACAUCAACAAUCUGCCAGCGGACAUUGCUCGAAACAUGGGUGCAAAAACAGUCAUCGCCAUUGAUGUGGGCAGUCAGGAUGAGACUGAUCUCUGUAACUAUGGCGACUGCCUCUCUGGCUGGUGGCUCCUGUGGAAACGAAUUAACCCGUGGGCAGAGAAAGUGAAGGUGCCCGAUAUGGCUGAAAUUCAGUCGCGUUUGGCCUACGUGUCCUGUGUGCGACAGCUGGAGGUGGUCAAAAACAGCGCGUACUGCGAGUACAUUCGCCCACCCAUCGACCGCUUUAAGACCAUGGACUUUGGGAAAUUUGAUGAAAUCUAUGAUGUGGGUUACCAGCAUGGUAAACUUGUGUUUACUGAAUGUGCUCGUGGGGACAUCAUUGAAAACAUGCUAAAGGACCAUAGAUCAGCCGAUUAUAAUGACAGCAAGAAGUGUGAUUGUCCUAGUGCAGAUUUCACUGAUCUGGCUGAGAUCGUGUCGAGGAUUGAACCCGUGCAGAGCUACUUAGGAGCCGAUGCAGAAGAGUCCGAUUAUGCAACCGAGUAUGAGGAAGAUGGGAUGGACACGGUGCGAGAAGAGGAGUGUGAAGAAGAGGAGGAAGAGGAGACUGAAGACCCAGAGGACCAGUCUCCAGGAGAAUGGGGCCCAAACGGGGUUUUCACGACGGAUGAGGACAAGACAGUGCGUCAGAGGAAGACCAUCACCAGGAGGUCCAAUGUCUUUUCUGAAGCCUCAGAUUGCUGAAUGGACGGAAUGUAGAGGUCAAAGGUCAUUAAAUCAAGACACGUGAGGGCCUGGAAGGGUGCAGAAGUGAAAGCUUGAUUUCAGUUGAUUUGGGAAGUCACCAAAGAUACUGUUUUACAGACUUCUUCUUCACUACGUCACCAAAACAUUGACUCCCACUAAUGUUGUUUUGCCGUUGGAUUUUUUGGGCUCUAAGACUAUACAGAGGCAAGGGACUCUGGGGACCCACCGUGAAUUCAGUGGACCCAAAAAGUGGAAAACAGUCUGGGAGAUAAUUUUUCAGCAUGUUAUGGCAACAAACAUUUCGGAUGACAAAAGAAUAUUUCCAUACAACACUAGUAGGACUUUAAGCAAUAUGUCUAUAAUUUAAUUUCACUGUGUGUGUGCGCGCGUGCAUGUGUGUGUGUGUCUACUGUCUACAGCCUGAAGUUAGCAGGAAAAGAUUAACUUAAGAUUUUAGGAACAAUUUGUAAAAUUCGUUUUGAAGAGGGAUAAAGUUUUAGAAAGUUUUUGGAAUAAAAACUAACUAAUUAAUGAAUUAUUAAAGGGUUUAACGUAAAGAAAAUAUAAUUCGUUAAAAUGUCACAUAUUGCUAAAAUCAAUAAUUGAGACAAAAUUAAUUUUAGUUGCGGGAACAUAUGUAUGUAGACAGCCAGGUUUAGUAAGGAAGAGAUGUAUAGACAGAAACAGAGUGAGGUAAUAAUGAGGUAGUCGGUGUGACAGGUCGACAGGAAGUGAGCGAAAUAGACAGUUAUGGAUGCGAGUGAGGUAGACAGGAAGUGAUUGAAGUAGACGUUAGAUGAGGAUGAGGUAGAUGGGAGGUAGGGAAUGAACAGGAUGCAAGUUUUCUUUAAAAUUUCCCAUAAAUGCCAAAAAUCUUAAAAUGUGCUUCAGGUAGUCGAGGCAGAUGUCUUAUGUUGUUAUUGCACAUUUAAAGAGCAUAAAGGGGAACAGAACAGAUGAUAUAGAUGCAGGUUGGAUUUGUAUUAUAAAGGGAAACAGCCUUUCUGUAUAGAGUCCAGUUAUAAAGCAGAGGCUGUUUAUUCCAUAGCCAAAAGUCAUCAUCCCUGAUGUUCACCAAUGGUAAAUACUAUAAUCCAUAAUCGGUGUACAAAACCCCUGAGACCUCACUGAGAUUCCCAGAUCCCUCGACGCUUCUGCUUUGCCACAGAAUGCAGAAACUUGUUUUGUAUGUUCAUGAGAAUUUAAAUUGUAUUUAAUUUACUUGUUUUACCACUGUUUUUUUUUUAACUGCUUUUUAACAAAAACAUAGAGAUCAAAAUGGUUUAUUACACAGAAGAGAAGAUGAAAUGAUGUUUCUUAUUUUGCUUGAUUUGCACUAAUGAAUAUUAAUUUUGAAUGUUUACCAUCUAAUUCUGAGAAUCAGUGGAGUCAUAUGUGAAUCUUGAAAGAGAAUUAAAUGCAGAAUUAAAAAACCCUAAUGAAUAAUAAAAUCCUAUUUAAUGUCA
Molecule: messenger RNA, 5840 nt
Organism: Paramisgurnus dabryanus
Lineage: Eukaryota; Metazoa; Chordata; Actinopteri; Cypriniformes; Cobitidae
Gene: pnpla6
Product: patatin-like phospholipase domain containing 6
Biological process (GO): phosphatidylcholine metabolic process
Cellular component (GO): endoplasmic reticulum
Molecular function (GO): phosphatidylcholine lysophospholipase A1 activity
Source: RefSeq, a predicted model, not a curated record